UCGUCUGGUUCUCUUCAGCACGCCUACCGGCUUCUACUGGAAAAUAAGCGCCUGCUGCCCAAUCCUUCCCAGCUGGCGUUAGUCGACCGCCUCUCGAAAAUACAGGAUGGCUUCGGUCCGGACAACAGACCCCCGCCGACUGGUCUUUAUAUUCAUGGCUCUGUUGGAACUGGCAAAUCCUACAUUGCGUCUCUGUUCACUUCUACUUUGCCAUCGCACAUCUCUAGGCGACGGGCCCAUUUUCAUGAGUUCAUGCUCGAUGUUCAUUCUCGCCUCCACCAAGCCCGGUCUUCCUCCAGCCGAUACGAUUCCGCCGACCCUCUCCCCAUUAUUGGCAGACAAAUCCAUGCCGAAAGUCGAGUUCUGUGUUUUGAUGAGUUCCAGGUGACAGAUAUCGCGGAUGCGAUGAUUCUGCAACGCCUCAUGGGAUCCUUUUGGGCGGCUGGAGGUGUCAUGGUAGCAACUUCAAAUCGUGCCCCGGAAAAGCUGUAUGAAGAUGGACUUAAUCGCGACCUUUUUCUACCAUUCAUCGCAAUGCUGAAGCAGAGGUGUGAGACUUGGCCACUAGGAGGAGCCAAAGACUAUCGCUUGUUGAGGUCGGAAGGACAGACACAAAAAGUGUUCUUCACCGAUCCUGCCGAGUUUCAGUCGACAUUUGAAGCUGCAACUGGCGGCCAGCAACUAGUGGCUCAUGAGAUUCCGGUCAUGAUGGGCCGUAAACUUGUUGUCGCUGCUAUGCAGACCGACGAAGAC
This is a messenger RNA of Aureobasidium pullulans EXF-150, 753 nucleotides long. RefSeq lists its product as uncharacterized. The annotation marks the transcript as partial. Lineage: Eukaryota; Fungi; Ascomycota; Dothideomycetes; Dothideales; Saccotheciaceae. The transcript has a single exon. Gene Ontology annotation, molecular function: ATP hydrolysis activity; ATP binding. The record is from RefSeq and is a predicted model, not a curated record. Gene Ontology annotation, cellular component: cytoplasm; mitochondrion.